Messenger RNA from Zea mays, 1015 nucleotides. RefSeq lists its product as uncharacterized. The record is from RefSeq and is marked validated. Gene Ontology annotation, cellular component: mitochondrion. Lineage: Eukaryota; Viridiplantae; Streptophyta; Magnoliopsida; Poales; Poaceae.
GUCCUCUUGUCCGCACCAUCGCCUCCGCUCCGAUUCGCCGACUCGGCGCGGGCGGGCGAGACGUGGAUCUCGACGGAGGAGACUCCGACCAUCGCUCCAUGGAGGCCGCGGACUCUGAAUCCGUCAUCUCCACCUUCACCUGCCCGCACUGUCAGCGGGAGGUUCCAUCUUCAAACAUUGCAUUGCACAGCGCGCACUGCGCUCGGAACCUUCAGAAGUGCGAACAUUGCGGAGAUAUGGUUGCCAGGAAGCUUAUGGAUGAACACUACGAUGAAAACCAUGCUCCGAUGAAUUGCUCACUUUGCAAACACACAGUAGAGCGCGAGCUAUGGGAUCUUCAUACAGGCAUACAAUGCCCACAAAGGAUGCUCGCGUGCCAAUACUGUCAGUUUGAACUGCCUGCAGUUGAUCUUUUUGAACAUCAGGAUCUGUGUGGAAAUCGGACAGAAUAUUGUCAAAGUUGCAGGAAGUAUAUCAGACUUCGUGAAUGGAUUGGACAUGAACUCCAGUUCCAUACGAUUUUGAAUGCUGCAUCAGAACUUUCAAGUGACAGGACUCGAGCAGCAGCAGAGCAGCCAGUACCAAAGCCAGCCCGACCUGCUACUGGUUCGCUUCACAAACAACUGCUCUUGACGGUUGCAGUAACUGGAGUUGCAGUUUUGAUUGGAUCAAUACUGUACCAAGGUAAGGGGAAGUAGUUCCGGGGAUAGUAAUUUCACGCCCCUUGAUGUGUAAAUUCCCUCAUAACCAAAAGAGUACAGUUUAGACCCCAGUUGAGGGAAACAAAAAAGAAGAAAGAAAGAGAGAGUACAGCUGAGAUUACAACAUUUAUGGAAGGACCAAUGAAGCUAUGUCGUUGUUCUAUGUAAAUGGUAAUUUUCCCAUCAAACUUGUGGGCGUUUGGUAACCUAUGCAAAAUUUGUUACAACUGCAAAAGUUGUAAUAUCUUAUGGAUUCAUGGACAAACUGUGAUGUGCAGUCAGUCAAAAAUAACUUAUCCUAAUACAUUUGCCAC